This is a messenger RNA of Aplosporella prunicola CBS 121167, 231 nucleotides long. RefSeq lists its product as uncharacterized. The record is from RefSeq and is a predicted model, not a curated record. The annotation marks the transcript as partial. Lineage: Eukaryota; Fungi; Ascomycota; Dothideomycetes; Botryosphaeriales; Aplosporellaceae. The transcript is spliced from 3 exons.
UCCUCGAUCUCCAAGUCUGAGCACAUCGUCAUUAACGUCGGCCACCCGGAUGCUCCACGGUUGAUCACAUGCGUCAAGGCCUCGCAGGGCUUCGACUGGAACCAAGGCAAGCUCCACAUCUUCCUCCCCUCGUACGCCGACUACGACUCGAGCGACCUGGAGCGCCGCCAGGACCCCGUGCAGGACAUUGUCCUGACGGACGAGGAAGCGGCCAGCAUUUUCCCUCAGUAA